Solanum dulcamara is the source of this 1487-nucleotide messenger RNA. RefSeq lists its product as uncharacterized. Gene Ontology annotation, molecular function: RNA binding; 3'-5' exonuclease activity. Gene Ontology annotation, biological process: nucleobase-containing compound metabolic process. The record is from RefSeq and is a predicted model, not a curated record. Lineage: Eukaryota; Viridiplantae; Streptophyta; Magnoliopsida; Solanales; Solanaceae. The transcript is spliced from 10 exons. Bases 192 to 1256 code for a protein of 354 amino acids.
CCUAAUAAUGAUUAAUGAGGAAAGAGUGAGUACCAUCCUCCAAAUUUCAACCAGAUUCGUAACGAGACAAAUCUUGUUUCAAGAUUCCAAGACUGUGCCAAUAAAUAACCAACUUUACACAUCAACAGAAACAAAAGAAAUGAAUAUUUCCCUCUGAAACUUUUGCCGAUCUGCUUGGAUGGUCCGAUCACAUGGCGUCUACUCAACAAACACACAAUACUUUGCUUCCUGACCCUGGUGACAAAAUCCAAGGGGAAGAGGCACAUUUUUCUACAGUGCCAAUCCAUGUUGUCACUAAUCCAUCCGAACUACCUGUUGAAUUCUUGGAACCUUCUCCUGAGACACAACUGGUGAUUGGUUUUGAUUGUGAGGGUGUUGAUCUUUGUCGCCAUGGGACUCUUUGUAUUAUGCAGCUUGCCUUUCCUGAUGCAAUAUAUUUGGUUGACGCUGUUCAAGGUGGAGAGACUGUUAUCCAAGCCUGUAAGCCUGCACUUGAGUCUAAUUACAUCACAAAAGUUAUUCAUGAUUGCAAACGAGAUAGUGAGGCAUUGUAUUUUCAGUUUGGCAUAAAGUUGCACAAUGUCGUGGAUACACAGAUUGCAUAUGCUUUGAUCAAUGAACAAGAAGGACAUGCACGGGUCCCAGAUGACUACAUAUCAUUUGUUGGUCUACUUGCUGACCCACGUUAUUGUGGAGUAUCUUAUGAUGAGAAAGAAGAAGUCAGAGUUCUUCUAAGACAGGACCCCAAGUAUUGGACAUAUAGACCAUUGUCUGAACAGAUGAUCCGUGCUGCUGCAGAUGAUGUCCGAUUUCUUCUCCAUAUAUACCAUAAGAUGGUGCAAAAGUUGAAUGAAAAGUCCUUAUGGCACCUAGCUGUCCGUGGCGCCCUCUAUUGUCGCUGUUUCUGCAUCAAUGAAAAUCAUUUUGCAGACUGGCCUCCUUUACCUCCAAUUCCAGAAAAUAUUAUUGCUGACGAAAGUAUCCUUGAGGAAGAAACUUUGUCUGUUGUUGAUGUUCCCCCAGGGAAAAUGGGACGUGUUAUUGGCAGAAGGGGAGCUUCUAUAUUGUCGAUAAAGGAAUCAUGCAAGUAUGUUUCUUUGCUUCAGCUUUUAAUGUGUGCCUUAUUGCCUAUGCGAGGUGCUGAAAUAUUCAUAGGAGGUGCUAAAGGUCCUCCUGAUAAGGUUUUCAUCAUUGGACCAGUAAAGCAAGCCAGAAAAGCCCAGGCCAUUCUAAGGGGGAAACUGCUAGAUUUCUGAUCAGGGAGUUCUUGCAGGACUUACAUUGUAUCUUUAGACCAAGAAAAAGGAAAGGCAAAACAUAUACCGACCCUCGUUGUAUCAUAAAUAAGAAGUUUGGUGUGGCUACAAUGUAAAAUUUGAUUUGCUUGACCAGUGACAUUGUUUCAGCUACUAGACUAAGAAUAAUGAGGGGAUGGGAAGGAUGAAAUAAGAAAUUUCAGCAAUGUCUCUUUUAAUCUUUUGAAGAAA